Beta vulgaris subsp. vulgaris (sugar beet) is the source of this 851-nucleotide messenger RNA. RefSeq lists its product as uncharacterized. Lineage: Eukaryota; Viridiplantae; Streptophyta; Magnoliopsida; Caryophyllales; Amaranthaceae. Bases 261 to 809 code for a protein of 182 amino acids. The record is from RefSeq and is a predicted model, not a curated record. The transcript has a single exon.
GAUUGAUCUUUCAAGUUAUUCUUCAUAACUUUAUUGUUACCUUAUUUACCUUUUAAGAAGAGAACAUACAUGUUGAUCUUCUUUUGCUUCACCCUUCACAAUGCUCUCCUCAACAGAGGAAAGGAACAUAUACCUUAUUCACAAGCAACAACUUGUUAAUCUCUUCUUUUUAUUAUAUCACCUCACUUUCAUUCUUUCUCCUCUCUUUUUCAUUCUUCCUUCCCAAUUGGCAUAUAGGCUAUAGCUAGCUAACGCGAUCCAUGGAAGAUUGCAACACGCUUAUAUCUGAUUGUAUCAUCAUAUCCUGCUGUUGUCAAUGCUUGUUUUUACAACUCCUGAUGUUCGUGUUCCUCCAACUCCCUCGUAGAUUGGCUCAGAAGACGAAAGAGUUUGCGAAAAAGAAGUUGCGCAACAGGAAGAAGAAGCAACAAGGUGAGGAAAUAGUAGAGAAACAAGUAGUAGAUGAUGAUGAUGAUGAUGAUGAUGAUGAUGAUGAUGAUGAUGAGUUUAUAGAGUUAGAUAGUGGUAAGUCUAUAUCUAUGAAAAUCCUUGAAUUGGAAGGGAUGGCUGUAAAAGAGUUACAUAAUUGGGGGAGUUGCACAGAUGAAGUUGAUAAGGUCUUAGGGGAGUUGUCUUUGAAGGGAGAGUUUGCAUUUGGAAGCUUUUGGGGAAAGGAUUCUGAGAUUCAAACAAGAAAAUCUUAUUGUAAAUGUAGUAGGAGUUUGACUAAGGAAGAUGAUUUAGAGUUUGGGAGUCACGUUGUAAAGUUUCAUUUUAUUCAAGUUAUUGCCCCUUUUAGCUCCUCAUAAUGUUAAUUCUCAUAAUAAUAAUAAUAAUUAUCUCAAAAGGUA